CCGUAGGAGUGAUGAGCUCUACGCAUGUGUGGCAGUAGCUAGCGUGUUGUGUUCUCUGCUGAUGUUGCAUUAGAAAUGUUGAUAUUUUGCACUCAGUAUUUAAAUGUGUGCGAAUUGUAGCCACUAGCUAAGCCACCAUGAAAACGAGAUUCAACACUGUGGAUAUCAGGGCAGUUAUUGCCGAGAUCAACGCCAACUACAUUGGCAUGAGAGUAAACAACGUGUAUGACAUCGACAACAAGACUUACCUCAUCCGCCUGCAAAAGCCUGACACCAAAGCUGUUCUCCUGAUUGAAUCUGGGACUCGUAUUCACUCUACAGACUUCGAAUGGCCCAAGAAUACCAUGCCUUCGGGCUUUGCCAUGAAAUGUCGGAAACACCUGAAGUCGAGGCGGUUGACCCAGGUUAAGCAGCUCGGCGUUGACAGGAUCGUUGACAUCCAGUUUGGCUCAGAUGAGGCUGCAUACCACUUGAUCAUUGAACUUUACGACAGGGGUAACAUCAUCCUGGCAGACCAUGAAUACACCAUCCUGAAUCUGCUGCGCUUCCGCACCGAUGAGGCAGAGGAUGUGAAGAUCGCAGUGAGAGAAAAGUACCCUGUGGAGAACGCCCGACCCCGUGAACCCCUCAUCAGUCUGGAGAGACUCACUGAAAUCCUUGCUAAAGCACCAAACGGAGAGCAAGUGAAAAGGAUCCUGAAUCCACACCUUCCCUAUGGAGCCACUCUGAUUGAGCAUUGUUUGUUGGAAGUGGGACUCUCGGCCUCCGUCAAAGUCGACAGCCAAGUAGAUGCUGCCCAAGUUGCACCUAAAAUCCUGGAGGCCCUUCAGAUGGCAGAAGAAUAUAUGGAGAAAACCGAGAGCUUCAGUGGAAAAGGUUACAUCAUUCAAAAGAGCGAGAAGAAACCAAGCUUAGCUCCUGACAAAUCCAGUGAAGAAUUGCUCACGUAUGAGGAAUUCCAUCCAUUCCUCUUUGCCCAGCAUGUGAAGAGCGCCUAUGUGGAGUUUGAUUCUUUUGACAAGGCAGUGGAUGAGUUCUACUCUAAGAUGGAGAGCCAGAGGAUUGAUAUGAAGGCCUUGCAGCAGGAGAAACAGGCUCUGAAGAAGCUGGACAAUGUCAGGAAGGACCACGAACACAGGCUGGAGGCCUUGCACCAAGCUCAGGAGGUGGACAGGAUAAAGGGUGAGCUGGUGGAAAUGAACCUGGCAGUGGUGGAUAGAGCUUUGCAGGUGGUCCGCAGCGCCCUGGCCAACCAGGUCGACUGGACUGAGAUCGGCCUCAUCGUCAAGGAAGCCCAGGCUGCUGGAGACCCCGUGGCCUGUGCCAUCAAGGAGCUGAAGCUCCAGACCAACCACAUCACGAUGCUGUUAAAGAAUCCAUACAUUUCUGAGGAGGACCAAGAAGAAGAAGAGGAAGAGGAAGAUGUGGCUGAGCAGAAGGAGGUGCAGAAAGGGAAGAAGAACAAGAACAAAGACAAAGACAAAGGACAGAAAAACAAGCUGCAAAAGAACAAGCCCAUGUUGGUGGACGUCGAUCUCAGCCUGUCAGCCUAUGCCAACGCCAAAAAAUACUAUGACCACAAACGGUCUGCUGCAAAGAAGGAGCAGAAAACUGUGGAGGCAGCACAGAAGGCUUUUAAAUCUGCAGAGAAAAAGACAAAGCAAACACUAAAAGAGGUCCAGACAGUGACCACCAUUCAGAAGGCCAGGAAAGUCUACUGGUUUGAGAAGUUCUUAUGGUUCAUCAGCUCAGAAAAUUACCUCGUCAUUGCAGGAAGGGACCAGCAGCAGAACGAGAUGAUUGUGAAACGCUACCUGAGGGCCGGUGAUAUCUACGUUCAUGCUGACCUACAUGGAGCAACCAGCUGUGUCAUCAAAAACCCCUCAGGUGACCCCAUCCCUCCCCGUACCCUGACGGAGGCUGGCACCAUGGCCGUGUGCUACAGCGCUGCCUGGGAUGCCAAAAUCAUCACCAGUGCCUGGUGGGUCCACCAUCACCAGGUGUCCAAGACUGCUCCGACUGGAGAGUACCUGACCACUGGAAGUUUCAUGAUCAGAGGAAAGAAAAAUUUCCUGCCGCCCUCUUACUUGAUGAUGGGUUUCGGCUUCCUUUUCAAGGUCGAUGAGCAGUGUGUGUUCAGGCACCGAGGGGAGAGGAAGGUGAAGACCAUAGAAGAAGAUAUGGAGGAGGUGACAUCCAGCACCGCUGAGCUGCUGGAGGAGGGAGAGGAGCUGAUAGGUGAUGACAGCAGCAAUGAAGGAGAGGGUGAGGAUAAAGGAGGAGUGGGUGGAGAGACGGAGGACAAGAUGAAAAAGGAAAACGAGGUAGAGGGGGAAGACGGUGCGAGCGACACACCGGCCGGCGUUUCCAAGGAGUCGGCAUCAGACGCAGACAGGAUGGAGGACGAGGCAGAGGAAGAUGAGGGGGAGAGCGACAAGGAAGCAGAGAUGAAGAGUGACGAAGAGAGCGGCGAGGUCAGCUUCCCAGAUACAACCAUCUCCCUCUCCCACUUACAGCCCAGCAGUACUCAGAACGCCGGCUUCAAGAAGGAAGUGACCACUCAGGCUGAGGUAGACACACAGGGGAGGAAACACAUGACUGCCAAGCAGAGAAGGGAAGAGAAGAAGAAGAAGCAGAAGCAGGACGGUGGCCACAGCGACGGGAAGACGGAGGAUUCGUCUGAUGUCCCUGGAGCCAAUCAGGGAGCUAAGAGCGGAGGAGGCCCCUCCCAGCAGCCUCUGAAGAGAGGUCAGAAGAACAAGCUGAAGAAGAUCAAGGAGAAGUACAAGGACCAGGAUGAAGAGGAUAGGGAGCUGAUGAUGAAGCUUCUCGGGUCGGCCGGUUCCAAGGAGGAGAAGGAUAAGGGGAAGAAAGGAAAGAAGGGAAAGGGAAAAGAUGAGCCGGUCAAGAAAGCCCCUCAGAGGCCACCUCAGAAACCCCGAAGUGCGGAGACUGCUGCCAAGAAACCAGAGAGGACGGGAGACGGGGAGGAUAAAGAGGAGGAGCAGCCUGGAGUGGAGGGAGGUGCUGCUGAACAGGAGGACAAGGAAGAUGAUGUGGACCAGGACAACCCCGGAGCAGAGGAGGCAGAGAACCUGCUCACCUCGCUGACGGGGCAGCCGCAUGCGGACGAUGUGCUGCUGUUUGCUGUGCCGGUCUGCGCUCCCUACACUGCCCUGUCCAACUACAAACACAAAGUGAAGUUGACACCGGGCACCCAAAAGAAAGGGAAAGCUGCCCGCACAGCAGUUCUCAGCUUCAUGAAAGCCAAAGAGGCCUCGGUCAGAGAGAAAGACCUGUUCCGCAGUGUCAAGGACACUGACCUGUCCAGAAACAUGCCAGGCAAAGUCAAAGUGUCUGCACCCAACCUGCUGGCUGCCAAGAAGAAAUAAGACAUGGGCCAGCAGUGUGGGAUUCAAUUGUCGAGACAGACUUUCAUACAGUCUAGAGGGACUGUACUGACAGCAAGCCUAGAUUUCUAGAUCAUAUUCAUGAACAUGUUGAUGGUGGUGAUAUGUUGGGAUCAGAUCAGGGCAGUGCCCGUAUCGGGACUGUUUGGAUGCAAGUGGAUUUAGUUUGAGACUGAUUGUGUAUGUUAUUGACCCUCAGAAGAUUUUUCUCCAAAUUUUAACAUGUAAAUUAACAAAGUUGAAGAACACAAAAAACGCAAUUAAUUUGUGUCAUGUGUUUAUUCUUUGAGCCAAAAUUCACAUUUUAAACACAUUUUGUGCAUUGUAUUCUACAAUAGAAACACAGAGGUAAGAUUGUGCAAACCAGACAAAAAAAAAA
Messenger RNA from Myripristis murdjan (pinecone soldierfish), 3789 nucleotides. RefSeq names its product nuclear export mediator factor (gene nemf). The transcript is spliced from 32 exons. NCBI's taxonomy places the organism in Eukaryota, Metazoa, Chordata, Actinopteri, Holocentriformes, Holocentridae. Gene Ontology annotation, biological process: rescue of stalled cytosolic ribosome; ribosome-associated ubiquitin-dependent protein catabolic process. The coding region runs from base 138 to 3392 and encodes 1084 amino acids. Gene Ontology annotation, molecular function: tRNA binding; ribosomal large subunit binding. Gene Ontology annotation, cellular component: RQC complex. The record is from RefSeq and is a predicted model, not a curated record.